Messenger RNA from Salvia hispanica, 1362 nucleotides. The record is from RefSeq and is a predicted model, not a curated record. Lineage: Eukaryota; Viridiplantae; Streptophyta; Magnoliopsida; Lamiales; Lamiaceae.
AUGGGACCAUUCCGGAACCCCUCACGGAAAUUCAGGAAUAUGUCAACGGAGGAAUACCGAAAGCACAUUGCAGCAGGUACAUGCUUUAAGUGUGGUUUGAAAUUUGGUCCCACCCACCGUUGCCCUCCAAAGACUCUCAACGUGCUAAUGUAUGACGACGGUGAUGAAAUCUUGCCCGAUGGCUCGGCCGUGGAGCCGGAGGGGGUGGAAUCCGAUCAGGAAUUAGAGUUGUCAGAAUUAUCUUCGAACGGGCUGGAUACCUCCCAGACCAUGAAAUUAUUCGGAAAAAUCGGCCAGCAUAAGGUGCUAGUAAUGGUGGAUAGCGGAGCUAGUCACUGUUUUAUUUCAGAUCAGCUUGCUACGCUACUCAAAUUACCGGUAACACCAACCAUUCCCUACUCGGUGACUUUAGGCGACGGCUCUCGGGUCAGGGCUGCGGGGAUUUGCAGAGCCAUCGCCCUGACUAUGUCCUCUGAGGUCUUUCCACUCUCGUGUUAUGUGUUUCCUCUGCGGAACAUUGAUGUUAUUUUAGGUGUGUCGUGGCUAGCUUCCUUGGGUGAUGUGACCACCAAUUGGAAUGAUUUAUCUAUGAAGUUCUCGGUGCAAGGGCGGCAUGUGGCGAUCAGAGGCGACCCUUCCUUAACCCAUCGGGCAUGCUCCGCGCGUGACAUUCAGACUUUGGAGGCGGGCGAUGCCUGUUGGGUACUCCGUUCGAUGACUGACGAUAUAUCGAAGGACCAGUUCGAAUUUGAUGUUGUCCUUUCUGCGGCAGAACGACACCAGCUCCAAAUUCUAACCGGGCGGUUUCCAGCUGUCAUCAACGGCCCCAGCUCCCUUCCACCAGCCCGGCGGACGGACCACCGCAUUACCCUCCAGCCAAGGGUUUUGCCUGUAUCAGUCAGACCCUACCGAUACAAUCAUAUCCAAAAGGAUGAGAUGGAGAGGUUGGUAGCAGAGAUGCUAGCGUCGGGCGUAAUUCAACCAAGCACAAGUCCAUAUUCAAGUCCCGUUCUACUUGUUCGGAAAAAGGAUGGUUCAUGGAGAUUUUGUGUGGAGUACCGCGAAUUAAAUAAGCGGACUGUGCCGGACAGGUACCCCAUCCCGAUUAUUCAAGAGCUUUUGGAUGAAUUGCACGGUGCUCGAUGGUUUAGCAAGCUAGAUCUGCGGGCCGGGUACCACCAAAUUCGGGUUGCCGCCCCGGACAUUCACAAACCUGCAUUUCGCACGCAUUCGGGUCACUAUGAAUUUUUGGUAAUGCCUUUUGGCCUCACCAACGCCCCCGCCACCUUUCAGAGUCUCAUGAAUGACAUCUUCCGGCCAUUUCUGCGACGGCAUGUUCUCGUUUUUUUGACGACAUCUUAG